Messenger RNA from Arvicola amphibius (Eurasian water vole), 3069 nucleotides. It is a transcript of the gene Ttll11, whose product is annotated as tubulin tyrosine ligase like 11. The transcript is spliced from 9 exons. Gene Ontology annotation, cellular component: cilium. Gene Ontology annotation, biological process: protein polyglutamylation; microtubule cytoskeleton organization. NCBI's taxonomy places the organism in Eukaryota, Metazoa, Chordata, Mammalia, Rodentia, Cricetidae. Gene Ontology annotation, molecular function: tubulin-glutamic acid ligase activity; tubulin binding. The record is from RefSeq and is a predicted model, not a curated record. Bases 1 to 2307 code for a protein of 768 amino acids.
AUGGCCGCCGCCGCCUCUGUGACAGGACUGGUCACGUGGGCGCGCUCGCUUGUGAGGUCGCGGUGCCUCGGCAGGCGAUUGUCCCUUUCCGGGCCCCGUCCCGAGGCGGCGACUAUCCCUGUCAACCGGAGCCUGAACGAUCAUGGCAACGGGCUCAGGCGGGGAGCGCGUGGCGGCGGCGGCGGCGGCAGUUUGGUCGCGGGCUGGGGCGGCGGAGCGGCGGCGGCGGCGGUGGCUGUGGCGCCGGCACCGGCCCUGAGUGCCAUGCGGUGCGGCAGCCCGGAUCGGGAGCUGGCGGACGCGGCGGCGGCGGCGGAGGAGGAGCAGCUGAGCGUGGACGCGGGCGCGGCCGGGGAGCCCGAGCACCCGGCGCGGGAGGAGCAGCCUAAGGCCGCGCUCCCGGCCCCUGCGCGACCCCGCGCGGCUGAGGAAGGCGACGUCCGCGUCGCCCGGCGGCUGCCGCCCGCGCUGCCCCUGGCCCCGCCGAGGCCGGCGGCGCGGGCCCUGUGCCAGCUCGCGAAGGCCCGGAGCCGGAGCCGGGGCCGGGGCCGGGGCUACCGGCGCGGCUCGGGUUCGCUGCGUCCGGUCACCGUGGACAGCUCCAAGGCGCGCACGUCCCUGGACGCGCUGAAGAUCAGCCUUCGGCAGCUCAGGUGGAAGGAGUUCCCGUUUGGCCGGCGCUUGCCUUGUGACAUCUACUGGCACGGAGUUUCAUUUCGCGACAAUGACAUACUCUCCGGUCAAGUGAACAAAUUUCCAGGCAUGACGGAGAUGGUGCGUAAAAUUACCCUGAGCAGAGCGCUGAGAAUCAUGCAGAACCUGUUUCCGGAGGAGUACAACUUCUACCCUCGCUCGUGGAUUCUGCCCGACGAGUUCCAGCUCUUUGUCACUCAGGUUCGGAUGGUGAAAGAUGGCGACCCGUCCUGGAAGCCCACCUUUAUUGUGAAACCAGACAGCGGUUGUCAGGGCGAUGGAAUCUACCUCAUUAAAGAUCCCAAUGACAUCCGCAUGACUGGGAACCUCCAGAACAGGCCAGCGGUUGUCCAGGAGUACAUCUGUAAGCCCCUCCUUAUCGACAAGCUCAAGUUUGACAUCCGUCUGUACGUCCUGCUCAAGUCCUUGGACCCCUUAGAGAUUUAUAUAGCCAAAGAUGGACUCUCUAGAUUUUGUACAGAGCCAUAUCACGAGCCGAACCCCCAGAACCUGCACCACGUCUUCAUGCACUUGACCAACUACUCACUCAACAUCCACAGCAGCAAGUUCGUCCACUCUGACAGUGCCAGUACAGGCAGCAAGAGGACUUUCUCUAGCAUUCUCUGCAGACUCUCUUCCAAAGGCGUUGAUAUCAAGAAGGUCUGGUCUGACAUCAUCUCCUUGGUGAUCAAGACUGUCAUCGCCCUGACUCCGGAGCUCAAAGUUUUCUACCAAUCAGACAUCCCUACAGGGAGGCCAGGGCCCACCUGCUUCCAGAUUCUAGGCUUUGACAUCCUUCUGAUGAAAAACCUGAAGCCUAUGCUACUUGAAGUGAAUGCAAACCCCAGCAUGAGAAUUGAGCACGAAUACGAACUCUCUCCAGGGGUGUUUGAAAAUAUCCCCAGCCUGGUGGAUGAAGAGGUGAAGGUGGCCGUGAUCAGAGACACGCUGCGCCUCAUGAAUCCUCUGAAGAAGAAGGAGAUGCAGUCUCAGCAUCCUGGAAAGCCUUUCACUGGGAAGGAAGACCUGGACUGUGACCCGACCGGUGAUCCCGACUCCAACCCCGAAGCCCACCUGCCCUCCAUUUGCCUCAAGCAGGUGUUCCCCAAAUAUGCCAAGCAGUUCAACUAUCUACGCCUGGUAGACAGAAUGGCCAAUUUGUUUAUCCGAUUCCUGGGAAUCAAAGGGACAAUGAAGUUGGGACCAACUGGCUUUCGGACCUUCAUAAGGAACUGCAAGCUGAGUAGCAGCAGCCUGUCCAUGGCUGCAGUGGACAUCCUCUACAUUGACAUCACAAGGAGGUGGAACUCCGUGACCCUGGACCAGCGGGACACAGGGAUGUGUCUCCAGGCAUUUGUCGAAGCUUUCUUCUUCCUGGCCCAGAGGAAGUUCAAGCUGUUGCCUCUGCAUGAGCAGGUGGCCUCCCUGAUUGACCUGUGUGAAUACCACCUGUCCCUGCUGGAUGAGAAGCGCUUGGUGUGUGGCCGGGGCCGGCGCCCCCAAAGUAGUCCUUCUCAGGAGACCAACCCCACAACCCAGUCAGCCACAGGCAGCCCUGCACCCCGCAUAAAUGGUGCUAAUAAGCUGUCCCACUCUAGACACACUCUUUCCUGAAGGCCCCCCUGCCGUCCUGGAAGAAGGUGUGCUCUCGGGGGCUGAGUACCCUGGGCUGCCCUGAUCUGUGGGGCGCCACCAGGGUCCCAGCUGCAAUGGCCGGGAGUCCUCUGUGUUCUGCAGGGCUCUCACCUCCCAUGGCUAAUUCUUGCCCACCCUCCUCCCAGCACCUCAUGGUGACCCACCCUGCUUGUGAGUCAUCAGUAGACGUAUGACACCUGAGCUGUGACAGAUGGCACCUAAUGUUCCGGGUUCCUGGGAAGCACCAACUGAGCAGUUCUUUUGUGCUUGGGGCCACAGAGGAGUGGAGGAUGGGAGAAAGGACAGACCAUCUCAAAGCGAGGAACCGUGAGUGCGAAGUCACACCUGCGGUCUGCUGGGGCCUCCACGAGCCUGCUGGUCAGAGCUCAGGGUUGAAGCAUCGCUUUCCUUCCACCUGUCCUCUGAAAGAAGUAGAAUAUCAAGAUAGCAGACACCCCAAUCAUGUGCUAUAUGGGUGUAUUUAACAGAGUAACCUCACGUAUUUCCUUAACUUGCUUGUCGCUGCAGUGAUUGAUUUAUUACUAGUUAAGAAAUCAGUUCUUCAGUCUCCCCAUCCAGGGAGAACAUAAGGCCCAGAGGAGAGACAGGACAAGAAGUGUGUGCAGAGGGCAUGGGGGUCUAGACCUGAGUAAUCAGUGUUCUCGAAUGCUCUACUGUGGGGAUGCUUGUUGACCAGCCACAGAAGCUGUACAGGGCCUAUUAAACAGAGCUUUAACUUGA